UUAGAAGCAGGUGACCCGGGCGGGGCGCAAGAGGCCAGUCCAGCCUGCGGCCGCAAGUGCACUACAGCCGUCGUCGCCGCCGCGCGCCGUUGAGUACCCGCCAGAGGUGGGCGAAAGGGUGCUAGAGCGCGGAGGAGGAGCCGAGUCCCGCACGUCCCGGGAGCGCCGCCACCGCCCCCAGGAAUCAGCUGGAGCGCGGAGCCCCCUGCAGGGGAGGAGGCGAGCGGCGGGCGGGACGCGGCGGCGGGCGCGCACCAUGCAGUCCUGGCGGAGCCAACACCAGCUGCUGGCGGUACUGUGAGGCCGCGGAAGCCCCCGGUCGCCGCACACCGCCUUCCUUUUGCCCAGGUGCUGCCAGGCGCGCUCGCCCUUGGUGGACCCUGGUGGAAGGCACGGCCGACCCCAGCCCUGUCCCGCUCGGAUCAUGCAGGGGGCCCCGGAGAAGGAGAGGGCGAGUGACCGGUCUGUGGCGACCUCGUUCAGCGGGCGACCGCCUCUCUAAGACACCCCCACCUGCUGCCAUGUGCUGCCUCGGGUACCCAGCUUAUCGCCAAACUUUCUCGAUGCCAGCUCGGUUCAAAGUCGCGUUUCUGAGCUAAGAGCCCCAGGGACGGAGGAUUCAGGCUGGCGACUGACUAUCUGCUUCUCACGGGAUCCUUCGAGAGUACUUUCCCUGGAAUCGGAGCCUUAACUGUCCCUCCUCAGCCCUAUCCAGCGAAGAGCUGAGCUCUCCCUGCGGAGGCAGCGCCCUCCCGGAACAGUUUAUCUUUGGACGGAUUUCUUUAAAAGAAAGAGAAACCAACAGGUUGCCAGCCCCGGCGCCACACAAGUCUGCAGAGAGGGAAGCACGGUCCUGGUUUCCCCUGCCUGAGCUGGCCCCGCUUGGGCUGCGGGAGGAGAGGGGAGGGAGGGGGCUAUGGCUCGGCCUGACCCGUCCGCGCCGCCUUCGCUGCUGCUGCUGCUCUUGGCGCAGCUGGCGGGCCGGGCGACGGCCGCUUCCAAGGCGCCGGUGUGCCAGGAAAUCACAGUGCCUAUGUGCCGCGGCAUCGGCUACAACCUGACGCACAUGCCCAACCAGUUCAACCACGACACGCAGGACGAGGCGGGCCUCGAGGUGCACCAGUUCUGGCCGUUGGUGGAGAUCCACUGCUCGCCGGACCUGCGCUUCUUCCUGUGCUCCAUGUACACGCCCAUCUGCCUGCCCGACUACCACAAGCCGCUGCCGCCGUGCCGCUCGGUGUGCGAGCGCGCCAAGGCCGGCUGCUCGCCGCUCAUGCGCCAGUACGGCUUUGCCUGGCCGGAACGCAUGAGCUGCGACCGCCUCCCGGUGCUGGGCCGCGACGCCGAGGUCCUGUGCAUGGAUUACAACCGCAGCGAGGCCACCACGGCGCCCCCCAGGCCCUUCCCGGCCAAGCCCACCCUCUCAGGCCCUCCGGGGGCGCCGGCCUCAGGGAGCGACUGCGUCGCCGGGGGCCCGUCGGUGUGCAAGUGCCGCGAGCCCUUCGUGCCCAUUCUGAAGGAGUCGCACCCCCUUUACAACAAAGUGCGGACGGGCCAGGUACCCAACUGCGCGGUACCCUGCUACCAGCCGUCCUUUAGCCCGGACGAGCGCACGUUCGCCACCUUCUGGAUCGGCCUGUGGUCUGUGCUGUGCUUCAUCUCCACUUCCACCACGGUGGCCACCUUCUUAAUAGACAUGGAACGCUUCCGCUACCCUGAGCGCCCCAUCAUCUUUCUGUCAGCCUGCUACCUGUGCGUGUCGCUGGGCUUCCUGGUGCGCCUAGUCGUGGGCCAUGCCAGCGUCGCCUGCAGCCGUGAGCACAGCCACAUCCACUACGAGACAACGGGCCCUGCGCUGUGCACUGUCGUCUUCCUGCUAGUCUACUUCUUCGGCAUGGCCAGCUCCAUCUGGUGGGUCAUCCUGUCGCUCACCUGGUUCUUGGCAGCUGGCAUGAAGUGGGGCAAUGAGGCCAUCGCGGGCUAUGCACAGUACUUCCACCUGGCUGCUUGGCUCAUCCCCAGUGUCAAGUCCAUCACUGCGCUGGCCCUGAGCUCGGUGGAUGGGGACCCGGUGGCCGGUAUCUGCUACGUGGGGAACCAGAACCUGAACUCGCUGCGUGGCUUCGUGCUGGGCCCGCUGGUGCUCUACCUGCUGGUGGGCACGCUCUUCCUCCUGGCAGGCUUCGUGUCGCUCUUCCGCAUCCGCAGCGUCAUCAAGCAGGGCGGCACCAAGACGGACAAGCUGGAAAAGCUCAUGAUCCGCAUCGGCAUCUUCACGCUGCUCUACACGGUGCCUGCCAGCAUCGUGGUGGCCUGCUACCUGUACGAACAGCACUAUCGCGAGAGUUGGGAGGCUGCGCUCACCUGCGCGUGCCCAGGCCCCGACGCCGGGCAGCCACGUGCCAAGCCUGAGUACUGGGUGCUCAUGCUCAAAUACUUCAUGUGCCUGGUGGUGGGCAUCACGUCAGGCGUCUGGAUUUGGUCUGGCAAGACUGUGGAGUCGUGGCGGCGCUUCACCAGCCGCUGCUGCUGCCGCCCGCGGCGGGGCCACAAGAGCGGCGGGGCCACGGCCACCGGGGACUACGCCGAGGCCAGCGCAGCGCUCACAGGCAGGACCGGGCCACCCGGCCCUGCCGCCGCCACCUAUCACAAGCAGGUGUCCCUGUCUCACGUGUAGGAGGAGGCUGAGGGACCGGGACCGAGAUCGAGGCCGGCCGGGAGCCGAGGGAGGGAGGUUGUUUUGUUUGGUAGCUUUGCCAAGGUCACUUCCAUUUACCUUCCUGGUGCUGAUGCCCCCUCCUGGGGCAACCUGGAGAGAGGGGAAAGGGGCUGUUUCAAGGGGAGUACCUGUCCCAGGGCUUCUCCAAGGGGCUCAGCUCACCUGCCUUUUCAAGGGGAACCCUAUUUUUAAUUUAUAUGUAGUUUUCUUAAUUUUUAACUUUGUUGCAUUUUGGCAACAAAAUUUCCCUUUGCUUUGGGGGCUUUACAAUCCUAAGGUUGGCAUUAUAAUGAAGUUCCACUUGGUUCAGGUUUCUUUGAACUGUGUGGUCUAAAUUGGGAAAAUAUAUUUCCUAUACUUGUGUCUUUACAAAUAAUGUGAACAGUGAAAGUUUGGGUUGCUGUGACUGGGAAGUUGACCCCUGUGCUUUUUACAGCUUGUUUCUCCUUCCACUACUUAAAGUGUCCAAGAUGCUUUAAGGUGAGCUGCUUGUCCCAGUAUUUAGUUCCUAAGUUAAGGGAAACCCCAGGUCAUACCAAGGAAGGGGAGCAGAAUGUGAAUAGGACCUCUUGAAAGUGACAAGGUUGGGGAGUGUUUAGAGAUUUGGUGUCUCUCCUAGCUUUACCAAGCUUCAGUUUGUUUUCGGUAGUACUUGUAAUCAUUCUCAUUCUUCACGGUGCCAGCUUUGCUUGAAUAAGUUAGAGGUAGCAUUAUAUAGUGUCCUCUAACGUUUGGAAUAGUGAGAAAAUAAGGGGUGCCGAUUGGUCGAACUUGAAUUCUAGACUGUUAAGAUGGCAGCUUUGUGCCAGAGGAGUGGGUGGUUCUUAAUAGACUUCAGCCAUCCCACUUUUUCAAAAAAAAAAAAAAAGAAAGAAAUGUGUUAUAAUUUUGGUGAAAGUAAACCUUCCGCUGGAAGUACUUAGUGCUGAAGGGGGCUCCUUUCUACAUUUAAGGACUAAAAUGGAUAUACCUCCUGUUAAUUAAGUAAAUUUCCAACACUUCUCUUAUCUGCUCUACCCCCAUCCCACCUCCUUUAUCAUGUUAAACAGCCUUUUUGCUUUUCUUAUUCCUCCUCUCCUGGAGAGCUGUGAUUAGAAACCACACCCACCCUUGAAUGAGGUGCUUGAAAGAGGGGGACGGUGGGGGGGGGGCGGCUACCUGUGAACAAACAUUGGCAGCGGAGGGAAAAUAAGUGUUCCUGGACUUUGGACUAGUUUACAGCCAGAUAGUCUAAAAGCAGUGAAACACUGCUCUCUGUAGUCCUGAAAACAAAUGAGACCCAUAACACACUUGCCUAAGCUUUUAAAACAGAAAUUGGUGCAGCACUAGGAAAGCUGUUCACCUCACCCCAUCUCAAUAUAGUUUGCUUUUCUUCCUCUUCUGAGACAGCUUUCGUAUUGCUGAGCACAGUCUCACACACUUUCCUGUUAGAGAAUUUGGUUUGCUCUUCUCAUCUGUUUAACCCUUCCCGCGUUCCUAUGCGAAAGCCUAUAGAUGUAUUGAUGAACACACAUGUACACACACACACUUGACUAUGAAAAAUUCCGUUCGCGUUCGCUUUCCUAAUCUGUUCAACUAUUCAUUCAUGAAGCGCGUCGUGAGGCCAUUACUGGGAAGGAAUGACAGUGCCCUGGCCAGCAACAUACCAGGGACCAGGACUGAGCGAGGACCGCAUUUGAGAAGCCGAAAUGGCAAAAGCAUUUAAAAUUUGAGAACGCCUCCAAAGGAAAACAGCAAGUCUAGGGAUUUGUGCUUCGUUUAUAACCAAAGUUGGAAAAGUGAGACUUAAGCCCAGGUCAGUUUUCGCUUUAUGGAUAUUAAGGAAAAAGGUGUUUAGUUUCCAUAGCGGAUUUAAGCAUGUUGCUGGUGGGAAGAAGGCUGGUAUUACAGUUUUCAUGAGUUCUCAAAAGCUGUUCCCAUUUAUAAAAAUGCACCGCUCUUACGCGCUCACCUUCUGCAUCAAAAUUGAAAUUUCAGUAUAUUCGACCAAAUCUGUACACAGAGCGAUGGAACUUUUGGCACAUCUAAUUCCUCUGCUUAUUCUGAAGUUUCUAGGAUCUUGAAAUAGAUCUCCUGCCUGAGGGCCAAUUCCUCUCUUGUUUUUCAGAUGAGAACCUUUUCUGAUCACCUUGACCUCUUUCCCCAUUUAGUGGGUCUUCUCAGAAAGUACAGGUCUUUGUGCCUAAUUUGGGUUGUUCCUGUUCCUUUUUCUUUCUUUCUUUUUUUUUCUUUCUUUCUUUUUUUUUUUUUUUUUGGUGGAGGAGUCUAAAGAUGAUGCAGAAUGUAUCUAAAAGUUGUGGGAUGGAUUGGUAUAAUUCUUCCUUUUAGUUUUCACUUUGGUAACAUGCCAAACCUAAAAGGAACAACCAGUUUACUUAAAAAAAAAAAAAAAAAAAAACA
This is a messenger RNA of Sus scrofa (pig), 5119 nucleotides long. RefSeq names its product frizzled class receptor 5 (gene FZD5). Gene Ontology annotation, molecular function: Wnt receptor activity; Wnt-protein binding. Gene Ontology annotation, biological process: non-canonical Wnt signaling pathway; canonical Wnt signaling pathway. Gene Ontology annotation, cellular component: plasma membrane. The record is from RefSeq and is a predicted model, not a curated record. NCBI's taxonomy places the organism in Eukaryota, Metazoa, Chordata, Mammalia, Artiodactyla, Suidae.